Vanderwaltozyma polyspora DSM 70294 is the source of this 582-nucleotide messenger RNA. RefSeq lists its product as uncharacterized. Bases 1 to 582 code for a protein of 193 amino acids. Lineage: Eukaryota; Fungi; Ascomycota; Saccharomycetes; Saccharomycetales; Saccharomycetaceae. The transcript has a single exon. The record is from RefSeq and is a predicted model, not a curated record.
AUGCUAAUGGAUCAAAUCAAAUGCUAUUUGGAUAAAUAUUUACCUGGUAUUUCAUCAAGGGUACGAUUUGAACCAUUAUAUGAAAUACAUUUACCUUCUUUAGUAUUAGGAAUAACAUUCACUACAGUUUUAGGUCCUUUAUUACAUGCCGUAAUUGGCAGUGUUUUAUCUAGUUUAGUUACAUUAUUAAAGUACUUAAUUAUCAUUGGGACUGUUGUAGCUUCAAUUGUAGUUGCUACAUCAAGAAAUAAAAAUAUUAAAGAAAUUGAAAAUGACGAUCGAGUGAUUAGAGAUGAUCCUAAAAUAACCAAAGGCAAAUUAGAGUCAAGGGAUGAAUUAGUUACUUUUGCUAUUAAUUCUUAUAAUGAAACAACGCAUAAUCAACUCCAACAAGACACUUCAUUUGAUAAUACAAUUCAAAAGAUAAGUAAAGAUUUUAAUAAGGAACCAAGAAAGGAAGAUUUCGAAAAACUAAAGUAUUAUGAUAUACCAAUUGUUAAAUCUAGAAGAGAUAGAAGUGGACAAAUAGUAGAUAGUGGUAACCCUUAUGAAAACUUUAUAAAUUUAGCCGAAAACAAGUAG